AAUUCCUAAGUGGUGUGCCGGGAUAUUCUGCGGCGGGAAAGCGCGUCUGUCGUUACCCUGACGAAAUAGAUCCCCCGGCCGUACGAGCUCUCGGCGGCACUUUUUAAGGGAAAAACUUUACGGGUCCUCGGUGGCGUUGGAGACUUCCGCGGAGCAAAGGACCUUGGGGUUUGUUCCUUUUGGCGCGUCGUAACACUUGUUCGUAAAAAAUAAAUUAAUGGCAGUCCGUGUGCUUGUGAUUGGCAGUGGGGGAAGGGAACAUACACUGGCUUGGAAACUUGCUCAGUCUCAAAAUGUCAGACAUGUGAUAGUUGCCCCAGGAAAUGCAGGAACAGCCAACAAUGAGAAAAUUUCAAAUUCAGGUAAAGCUGUGUCAGUCACUGAUUAUACUUUGCUUGCUCAGUUCUGCAAAGAUCAGAAGAUUGAACUUGUAGUUGUUGGACCAGAGGCUCCUCUUGCUGCUGGAAUUGUUGAGAACCUGACAUCUGCAGGAGUGAAAUGUUUUGGACCCACAGCAGAGGCAGCUCAGUUAGAGUCCAGCAAAAAAUUUGCCAAAGAGUUUAUGGACCGACAUGAAAUCCCUACUGCAAAGUGGAAGGCUUUCACCACACCUGAAGAAGCCUGCAACUUCGUCAUGAGUGCAGACUUUCCUGCUCUAGUUAUAAAGGCCAGUGGUCUGGCUGCUGGAAAAGGUGUGAUUGUGGCUAGUAACAAAGAAGAGGCUUGCAAAGCAAUUCAAGAGAUAAUGCAGGAUAAAGCUUUUGGAGCUGCUGGUGAUACUGUUGUAAUUGAAGAAGUUCUUGAAGGAGAAGAGGUGUCUUGUUUGUGCUUCACUGAUGGUAAGACUGUGGCGCUUAUGCCGCCAGCCCAGGACCAUAAGCGAUUAUUGGAUGGAGACCAUGGCCCCAAUACGGGAGGAAUGGGAGCUUAUUGUCCAACACCACAGGUUCCUAUGGAUCUGUUAUUGAAAAUUAAAAAUACCAUUCUUCAGAGAACAGUAGAUGGCAUGCGGCAAGAAGGCAUUCCAUAUAUAGGAAUAUUGUAUGCUGGUAUAAUGCUUACCAAGAAUGGCCCAAAAGUUCUGGAGUUUAAUUGCAGAUUUGGGGAUCCAGAAUGUCAGGUAAUUCUUCCACUUCUUAAAAGUGAUUUUUAUGAAGUAAUCCAAUCAAUUUUAGAUGGUCAGCUUUCUAAUUCUCUGCCAGUAUGGCUUGAAGAUAGCACUGCUGUAACUGUUGUCAUGGCAAGUAAAGGCUAUCCAGCAAACUACAUCAAAGGCAUAGAGAUAACAGGAAUUCCUGAGGCUAAAGCUUUAGGCCUCGAGGUGUUUCAAGCAGGCACAGCUCUGAAAGAGGAUAAAAUAGUAACGAAUGGUGGUAGAGUUCUUACAGUAACAGCCAUCCAGAGAGAUCUGAUGUCUGCUCUUGAAGAAGCCAACAAAGGAAUAGCUAUUAUAAAAUUUGAAGGAGCCAUUUAUAGAAAGGACAUUGGCUAUAGAGCUAUCUCUUUCCUGAAACGGCCCAGAGGCCUGACUUACAAGGAAAGUGGGGUGGAUAUUGCAGCUGGCAAUGAACUAGUUAAGAAAAUUAAGCCUUUGGCUAAAGCUACCUCCAGACCAGGAUGUAAUGUAGAUCUUGGAGGAUUUGCUGGCCUCUUCGACUUGAAAGCAGCUGGUUAUAAAGAUCCCCUUCUGGCUUCUGGAACAGAUGGAGUUGGAACCAAAUUAAAAAUUGCACAGCAAUGCAAUAAGCAUGAUACUAUUGGUCAAGAUUUGGUGGCAAUGUGUGUCAAUGAUAUUUUGGCUCAAGGAGCAGAGCCUCUCUUCUUCCUAGAUUAUUUUUCCUGUGGGAAACUUGAUAUUCACACAGCUGAAACUAUCAUUGCUGGUAUAGCCAAAGCAUGUGAGGAAGCAGGAUGUGCUCUUUUGGGAGGUGAGACAGCUGAAAUGCCAGGUAUAUAUCCACCAGGAGAAUAUGACCUUGCAGGUUUUGCUGUUGGUGCCAUGGAGCGGGAUCAAAAGCUCCCUCAACUGGACAGGAUCACUGAGGGGGAUGUUAUCAUUGGAAUAGCCUCUUCUGGAGUUCAUAGUAAUGGAUUCAGCCUUGUAAGGAAGAUUGUAGAAAAUUCUUCUGUCCAGCUCUCCUCUUUAGUGCCUGAUGGAUGUGGUAAUCAAACUCUAGGAGAAUUGUUGUUAAAUCCAACCAAAAUUUACAGCCGAACAUUGUUGCCUAUUCUUCGAUCGGGGCAUGUUAAGGCCUUUGCUCAUAUUACUGGAGGAGGACUACUAGAAAACAUCCCAAGAGUUCUUCCAGAGAAACUAGGGGUGGAUUUGGAUGCUCGAUGCUGGAAGAUCCCUAGAAUAUUCUCAUGGCUUCAGCAUGAGGGACACCUGUCAGAAGAGGAAAUGGCUAAGACAUUCAAUUGUGGAAUUGGAGCUGUGAUGGUGGUACAGAAAGAUCUGGCUGAGCAGGUUCUGAAGGAUAUACACCAACAUAAGGAGGAGGCCUGGAUAAUCGGGAACGUAGUUACUUGUCCUACAGGGUGUUCCCCAGUGAAAGUCAAACAUCUAAUUCAAACAAUGCAAAUAAAUGGAUCAUUCUCAUUAGUGAAUGAUUCUUUAAAGGAUUGCUUUGGUGUCCAACCAAAGAGAGCACGAGUGGCUGUUUUAAUAUCUGGAACAGGCACAAAUCUCCAGUCUCUAAUAGAUAGUACUAAGGAACCAACUAGCUUUGCCCAAAUUGUUAUUGUUAUCUCUAAUAAAGAUGGAGUGGCUGGGCUAGAGAAAGCAGAAAAAGCUGGUAUCCCUACUAAGGUAAUUAAUCAUAAAUUAUAUAAAAGUCGCACAGAAUUUGACAGUGAAAUUGACAAAGUCCUUGAAGAGUUCUCCAUUGACCUAAUCUGUCUUGCAGGAUUCAUGAGAAUUUUGUCUCAUCCUUUUGUCCAAAAGUGGAAUGGUAAAAUACUCAACAUCCACCCAUCAUUGCUCCCUUCCUUUAAGGGUUCAAAUGCCCAUGAGCAGGUUCUUAAAUCUGGAGUCAGAAUCACUGGUUGUACAGUGCAUUUUGUGGCCGAAGAAGUGGAUGCUGGUCAGAUUAUUGCUCAAGAAGCUGUCCCAGUAUUGAGAGGUGACACUAUUGGAACUUUAUCAGAAAGAGUAAAAAUAGCAGAGCAUAAAAUAUUUCCUGCUGCUUUACAGCUGGUGGCCAAUGGUACAGUAAAACUUGGAGGAAAUGGAAAGAUUUGUUGGACUAAAGAAGAAUAAGUCAACACAAAUUUGGGGUGAAAGAAUCUGAAUUCAUCUGUUAAGUGUAGUCAUUUGUAAUUUCUAUCAUGUAUACAAAACUACUUUUCUAGAAAAUUAAAUUUAAAACCUGCAUCCAGAUUUUAGCAUGCUGGGAAAGAAUAAUGAAAUUUCAUUUUUUAAGCAAUUGUACCAGUAAACAGGACUCACUCCCUCUUAAGACUUUCAGCAGGAGCUUACAUUAAGUUCCACUGCUAAAAAAAUAUUUUAGUAGACUUUGGAGAUUAGAGAGAUUAUAAAGUUUUUGUUUUGUUUUUAAUUAAAAUCCUUAACUUCUGUCUUAGUAUCCCCUCUGACUUUCACCCCAGUUCAGAGAAUCCCUAUAAUUCCUCCAUCUUAGAUUCCCCUCUAACUCUUGUGGCUCAUUUCAGAGACUCUAACCCUGUUAAUCUCUCUCAUCUCAGAUCAGUUUCCCCCUGGGGAUACUUGAGUUACACUCCAAUCUCAAACCUAUUAGCUGUGUGAUCUUAAACACAUUAUCUCUGUUUGCCUCAAUUUCCUUAUCUGUAAAGAGGAAAAUAAUACCCAAUAUUGCUGUGUGAGGAUCAAAUGAUAUGAUUGGGAAGUGCUUGACACUAUGAUAAGCACUAUAAAUAUGGUAAGCACUAUAAAUAUGGUAAGCACUAUAUAAAUGUUGAGUAUUAUUAUUAAAUUGAAUAUAAUAGCAUAGUUUUUUAUUUGUGACUAGUAUAAAGUACCAAAAGUAAUAAGAUUAAUUAUUUCUGUGUGGAAUAAUUUGGAAAUACAUUUACCUGAAUUGAUGUCCUCUGACUGUCAAAAAGUUUUUAUUUCAUGUUUUAAAUAUAUGGUAUUAUAUAUGUUAUUGUAUUUCUAAAUUCUUUGUUUCCUCAGUCAAUUCAUCUUUACCUGCAAUGAGGGGGAGAAUUUGACAUUUUAAAAAAUUAAUAAUUGUAAUUAAAUGUUUGGCAUUUAAUUGGAAAAUAUUUAAUGAGUUUUUUUUAAUAAAGGAAUAACAAAAAUAA
This is a messenger RNA of Monodelphis domestica (gray short-tailed opossum), 4281 nucleotides long. RefSeq names its product phosphoribosylglycinamide formyltransferase, phosphoribosylglycinamide synthetase, phosphoribosylaminoimidazole synthetase (gene GART). Lineage: Eukaryota; Metazoa; Chordata; Mammalia; Didelphimorphia; Didelphidae. Gene Ontology annotation, molecular function: phosphoribosylamine-glycine ligase activity; ATP binding; phosphoribosylformylglycinamidine cyclo-ligase activity. The record is from RefSeq and is a predicted model, not a curated record. Gene Ontology annotation, biological process: 'de novo' IMP biosynthetic process; adenine biosynthetic process. Gene Ontology annotation, cellular component: cytosol.